AUGAAAAAGUUGUUAAUUUUCAUAGCAUUAUGUCUGGUGGACAUCUCUUUGUCUGAUGAAGAGGUUUUUGUUAUACCAAAAGAAGUAUACGAUAGAGCUUUCCUAAGAUAUGAAGCGGAACACGACAUCGUUGAUAUUAUUGUACCUUUGAAUGCUAUAAAUUUUGAAGAUGCUGACAGUAGGAGUGAUCCUGAUAAUAGUAUCAAAGACGUGACCGUUUUCUUUGUGGAGGCUGACGUCAAAGAUGGCAAAUAUGAUUACAAAGGACUAUACAGAUUUAAGAACAAUGAAACAAAAAUGAUUCUUCCAACAGGCAGAACUGGAGCGUCUUCUACAAAUGAUAACAAAUUAGUUUACUUCGGUGCAAGCGACGGGUUGUAUGUUUACAAUGUUGAAAAGGACACUGCAGAAAAAUAUGGACCAAUCACAGAUGGUAUUGUGAGUAUUGUGUGUGAUGAAACUGGAAAAACUAUUCACUAUAUAGGCGAUGACCACAAGCUGUACAAAGUCACAAAUAAUGGCGAGAAUAAAGAAGCUGUUAAGGAAGUAGAAGACGCUGUAGACAUGGUGGUAGAUGAUGAAGGAGUGAUCUAUUAUUACAACUCUAAAAAUGAAAUAUAUAUAAAAACUGAUGGUGGACUCGUCAGAGCUCAGAAUCUUCCGGAAAACCCCAAGUCCGUUAGACUCAUUCGACCACCAUUCUUUUUCGGUGAUUCUGUAGCCCUUGUAUGCGAUAAUUCAGUUUACAUCCUCCACGUGAAUGGAACGAGUGACAGAUAUUACCUGGAUUUCAGCUCCGAAUCAAUGCCAACAGCUUUUGGUUUGGAAGCAGUUUUCGCAGUUUACUACGGUCACGAUAAGAAAUUAUAUGAAUUUCAAAUGUUGGGAAUUAAAAAUAACCCAAAUUUUGACAGAAUAAGGGGCAUAACUGAUAAAAUUGCCGAAAAAGCGGAAAAACGUAAGCACACUUUGGGAGCAAAAAAAGACUAA
Molecule: messenger RNA, 990 nt
Organism: Danaus chrysippus (African queen)
Lineage: Eukaryota; Metazoa; Arthropoda; Insecta; Lepidoptera; Nymphalidae
Source: the annotation of a GenBank genome assembly